Messenger RNA from Rhipicephalus sanguineus (brown dog tick), 4797 nucleotides. RefSeq names its product enhancer of mRNA-decapping protein 4. The coding region runs from base 102 to 3965 and encodes 1287 amino acids. NCBI's taxonomy places the organism in Eukaryota, Metazoa, Arthropoda, Arachnida, Ixodida, Ixodidae. Gene Ontology annotation, cellular component: P-body. The record is from RefSeq and is a predicted model, not a curated record. Gene Ontology annotation, biological process: deadenylation-independent decapping of nuclear-transcribed mRNA. The transcript has 26 exons. Gene Ontology annotation, molecular function: protein binding.
UUUUCGUUCGUGCCUGGUCAGCCUAGGGGAGCAUGCGUGCGAACGAGAUUUGUGUUCGGUCGCUUGCUGCGUGCAUGCUGUAGGAAGGUGAUCUCUUGAAGAUGAAUUCGCACGAAAGUUCUAUUGACCCGAAUGAGGCCACAAGGCUGCUGAAGGAUAUUCUUCACGUGGGGAAAACGCCAUCUGUUUCCUCGGACGCUGCUAUGGCAGCCAACGGCAGUCUGGACGAAGCUCUUGGGGGCUACGGGGAUCCCUCGGAUGGUGCAGCAUCCGCUGGAAACCUCCUGGAGUCCAUUUUUCGUUCUAAGGAACAGCCACAGGAUACUCAACACCAGCAGCACAUAUGCCUUCAGGAUGAUGAAGAGGACGUCAGUGUAGACGUGUGUGGAACAGAAGUGCAAGUUGUUGUCAGUCGGCCACGGGAAAAUGCGAGCAGUAGCAACCGGGUAAAGAUAAAGAAUAUUGUUGACUACACCUGGGAUCUGAAGUAUAACUACGGAAAGCACAUUUGCCUGCAUAUGUCUGGAACAUACUUAGCAUAUGGUCUCAAAGCUGCAGCUUCCCCUGUGGGUGUAGUGCGGGUGCUGAACCUGAAAACAGGCGACCGCCUCCUUAUCAAAGGAUUCAGGGGCCAUAUUCGGGACAUGGCCUUUGCCCGUCUUGCAACCACAGUGCUGCUGGCAAUAGUGGAUGAGUUCGGGACACUCUGUGUGUAUGAAAUUCAUGAGAACACUACAACUCUUUUAUUGAAGGUUGAGCGCCCAACUGAUGAAGUGUCAAGUGAAUAUCGUCGCGUCGUGUGGUGUCCUUAUGUGCCAGAUGAUGGUGCAAGAGGUGGCAACAGUGCUGAAGACGACAACUCGAAAUUCCUAGUGGCAACGAACCACGAAGAGGCAGAAGUAUGGAAUGUUGGCCACAUAGAAAGUGAAGAUGGAUCGAGGACAUUGACUAUACCUCAAGUUCGUGCUGGUCUUCAGAGGAUCAUUGAGCACACAAAGCCAAUCAUUGAUGCUGCAUUUGCACCCGACGGCACAGCACUUGCCACUGCUGGUGCUGAUGGACAGGUGCGCUUCUUUCAAGUUUACAUGCAGGACCCUGAUGCAACACCCAGGUGCCUUCAUCGAUGGUCCCCACACAAUGAAAAACCAGUGACUUGCUUGUUCUUUUUGGACAAUCUGAAGGCAUGCAAUCCAGACACACAGUUCUGGAAGUUUGCGCUGACUGGUUCAGAUAGCAACACUGAACUGAAGAUAUGGAGCUGUGAAACCUGGGCUUGUCUUCAGACUAUUAGGUUCAUUGUGUCACCUGGAGAUGUGGCACCAUUGCCUGCAUUAAAGGUGGAAAUGGAUCCUUCAUCCUGUUACUUAGUAGUGUCCGACAUUCACAGAAAGGUCAUGUAUGUUGGCCAGGUACAACAAGACACCAAGGCAGAACUGGUGACUCUAGCUGCGUUUCCGGUGGUUCUGCCUGUUCUCAGUUUCACAGUGGUUGAAGCAGUGCGGUGUCGCUUCAAGCCAUCCACUGACACAGAGCAUGUUAAUCGCCUUGAUGCAGAGCCACAGGAUGCUGAUGGUGCAGAGGAGGAUCACAGCUCUGAGAAACUUCAGGAAGGCACAAUGGUGCGCCUGCAUUGGAUGACGACGAAGUCCAUUCAAGCCUGCCAUAUUGUAUAUCCUACUAAGGCUAUUUCUACUGGGCUAUCAUCUGCAGUUUCUCUUAGCACGCUGUCGCAACACUCUGCAGUGUCUGGCUGCACAGACCACUUGUCUGAUAUUAGUGCUGAUGCUGACGAUGAUGAAAGGGCUGGGAAAAGUGAGCGUAAUUGUGAUACUCCCAGCAGCAAAGCGAAGGAAGGUAGGGACGAUGAGUCAAGUUUUGCGGCAGCCAAACUCCUGCUCAAGCCAAGUGAUUUUGUGUCCCCAUCAAGCACUUCAACUUCCUUGACGCCUUGUACUACAGCUGCAUCCACUAACACUGACCCACUGCCACCCACCACAUCUCCAGGCGAGAGUACUGAUCCAUCAACACCAGUGCCAAGUGAGCUGUGCACUAUUCCAGUGGCAGCUUCACUCCCCUCUCCAGGAACAAGCACUAGUGCUCUAGACCUGUCGCGAAAAGGGGUUGUUGAAGAAACUGCAGCGUUCACAGCCAUGUCUGCUACAGCCAAUGGGCAUUCUGAAGCAGUCUGUGAACUGUCAGAGCCACCUCAGCGCAAGUUGUCCCAGAGAAGCACAGCCAGUUCAUCAAGUCAGGAGGUUGCUGACAUCAUGGCUCCUGCAGAGAGGCUUGCUAAUGCUGUAGAUAGCUCAGAUGAGGAUGAUGAUGAUGAGGAGGAGUUGGAGCCAGGCCUGGGGUAUGACUCUGCAGCUGAAGACUUGCACUCUGCUGCACCUGCGCCUACAGCUGGCGAUCCUUCUAUCUCGGCUGCAUCCACGUGCAAGAGCCAGGAAGUCCAGGAUGGUGGUGCAUGGCCUCAACCCCCAGACACCGCUAAAGCAUUCCACACUGUUACACCAACCACACUGUGCAAGCAUGCGGCAGGAGGUGAUGCACCUCAUGUUGCAGAGAAAAGCGCUGCCCAUGCAAUGGGCGAGCUGGAGCUUGUGAUCUCUCGGCUUGCAGAGGAAACUACCGCACUUUCAAAGACUGUAAAUUCUCUGAGCUCUCAAUUUCGUGAACACCAUACAGUGCUUGUGAAGUUGCAAGAAGGACAGUUGUAUUGGGAUGGACUGCUAUCGUCCCUCAUGGCUGAAACCAGGGCAAACCUAGGUUCUCUGGGGGCUGUAGAAGCUGCCAUUACUCGGCUAAGUGAAGCACAGAAGUCUGGCAUUGAUAAACAAGCAAGCAUUGUAGCCCAGAGCUUGGCCACCAUGCUUGGCUCUCACCUCGAAAAAUCCAUUGCCAAUGAAUUCAAGAACUCUGUUGUCCCAACUGUGACAAAGGUUAUUGAAACAACAAGGUGUGAAAUUUCUAGGAGGCUCGAGACGACUGAAGCAGUGAUCAGAGAUACCAUUAUCAAAGCAGUCAAAAGCAAGAUGAUGGCUGAUACCGUAGCUCAAGCUAUUGGUGCCUCAGUACAGUCACACGUUCAAGGGGCGUGUCGUGAGAUUUUACAAAAUACCCUGAUUCCAUCAAUAGACCGCAUCUGUCAGAACUUGUUCCUGCAGCUCAACGAGACCUUUCAGAAGGGCACCCGUGAGUUUCUCCAUCAAUCUCAACAGCACAUUGAAAAGCAGGGUGAAGCUCGUGCUUCUGAAACCAUGAAGAAUGUCGAGUCAAAUGUGGACCGCAGCCUACAGACCUUUUUACGCGACCACAAAGCUGCACUGGUUCCUCCAGAUUUUCGAGCUCCUCUUGAUGAGGUUGUGACAAGUGCUCUGCACAACCUAAAGGCAGGACUUCUACAGGCAUUGGCUGGGCAACAGGAGAUGCUUGUGAACAAUCUGAGAGAAGAGAUGCAUGGUGCACUGAAAGAGACUGUAGCCGCAGCUGCAUCUGAGGGAAUAGGAAGUCGCUCCAAUAUGAACACACCGGUGCCUAUUGCCGACCCCCAUCUUGUGCUGCAGCAGAUUACUCUUCUAGUGCGUCAGGGCCAGUAUAAUAUGGCUUUUCAGCAGGCACUGUCUGUGGCCGAUCUGUCUACAGUUGUGUCUACAUGUGAGAUGGUGUCCCCUGCUGUUGUAUUUGGCCAGCAUCCAUGUCCUUUACAACAGCCAGUGCUGCUUUCGCUCAUCCAGCAGUUGUGUGCAGACCUUGGAGCCAGCACUGAAAUUAAGUUGAAGUACCUUGAAGAGGCUGUGCUUAGCCUGGACAAAGAAAAUGCAGUUACAAAAGAACACAUGAAAGCCAUCCUGACUCAGCUGUGCCAGAAGCUCAACAAGUUCCUCGCAGGAACACCUCUUCAUGACAUGGGACGCAUGGCCAAACGUUUGCUGAUGGUCACUCAGAGCUCUCUUGCCUGCUAGCUUCCAGUCACUGUGUGUGGCAUCUUGGGGAAACCACAUGGUUCAUUUCAGACACUUGUGGCUGAGGUGCAGUGAAGUUUUUGUAGUUUGCCAUACCUGGGCAAGUGCUGUGAGAGCACCGAUUACUGUGGCUAGAAUGAUGGAAGUAUGCACAAUUGUGCAUGCAGUAGCGCACAGAUUUGGGUCUGGUGCUGUAGAAUGUUGUUAAGGGUGUUCUGGGGACCACCCACUGUUUAACACCUCCCCUUUUUUUUUCCCCGUUGUUUUCUUUCAUUGGAAGGGAGGAGGAAGGCUGUCUCCUGUUCAAACAUCACACUUUCCUUAGUGUACAACCAACAGCAGUCUAUGCAUUAUUUAUUACCUGCAGUAUCCAAGACAGUUUGUGUAUUGACGUUGCUUUUAGCAGUUUUCCCUCUAUGUGUGCUUUCUGUACAAAUUUUAUAAACAGUUUGAAAAGAGUGUUCUACUGCUCCCCUUUUAAAAACAGUGUGGCAGAAUGCAGGUAUAUGCUGUAAUCAAUUUUUUCAAAGUUGGACUGUUCACAGGCCAUGUGCUGUGCUACACAGCACAUGUGAUGAAAAUAUUGCCCCUUUUUAUUUCCCAAAUUUUCACCUCUUUGUGCAGCAUUUCUCUUCCCUCCCUCUUCCCUCAAGUUUCCACUUAAAGCAGAAUGUGUCAUCUUUUUUCAGUUACAUACAAAUUUUAAAAGUUGUUGAUUCACUUUUCCCUCACUGUAACAAUGUUCUUGCAUUUCAUUUGACACUCCUUGUAUUGUUCACUGAGUGAUUUGUUUUGUAGAUUGCAGAGAAAUAAAUGCUUUCUAUUUAUUCAA